Molecule: messenger RNA, 4127 nt
Organism: Ylistrum balloti
Lineage: Eukaryota; Metazoa; Mollusca; Bivalvia; Pectinida; Pectinidae
Exons: 7
Coding region: 213-893 (226 amino acids)
Molecular function (GO): DNA binding
Source: RefSeq, a predicted model, not a curated record
AUGUAAACACAGUCGUGGCUCUCUUUGAUUUGGUGAACAUUCACAGAUUCACACAACACGUUUCAACGUUUCGUUGUUGAAAACAGCACGGAGGAUGGCUUAAAUUUACACAUAUUUAGAAGUUUUGCGUUGGCGUCAGUGACUAUACAGGACGACUAAAGGAUAAUAUUUUUAGCGGCAUCAUGUAAUGACCUUGGUGAGGAGGAGAUAGUAUGCCGUUAGAACGCGGCGCGGCCAUCCAGCUGGGACUACUUCUGCUGGCAGUACCAGCCCAGUACUUUGUAUCACAGUAUUUCUCCGUGUCAGAGUCACAGAGGACGUUUGCCAUUAAGAAUUUGCUCAACAAUGCUGUGGGUUUCAAGAAUAAAUAUCUAUCAUGGAAAUCUUGGCAACAAUGGUGUCUGGACAUUAUUGGCGGUCUCCAUGACAACGUUCCUCCCUACACUGGCCAGGACAAUGUGAAUGGGGAGUCACCUGCAGUGGAAGUCCUGAAGUACAAGGACCCACUAGGCUACUUUGCAGGUGAUCCAGAUCCAAGAAGUCCACGGGCUCCUAACGUGGAGUUUCGUGUCGGACAGGUGGUGCGGCAUAAGAUCUGGGGGUACAGAGGUGUCAUAAUAGGCUGGGAUGUCACAGCCAGGGCACCAGAAUCUUGGCUAAAAGACAACCAUGCUGAGGGUAAACAGUACUGGAGGAAAAUGCCAAACUAUUCAAUCCUGGUGGACACUCGGGACAGAAUGUCACCUCAAAUGACUUAUGUACCACAGGAAAACUUACAGGUUAUCACUAACAUGAGGGUAAUGCACCCCAGCUUGGAUCAUUACUUUGAGAUGUUUGAUGGAGCACAGUACAUUCCUCGUCCCUGGUUAAAGGCUGUUUAUCCCCAUGACUGACUCCAGCCACAUCCCCAUGACCGACUGCAGCCACAGCUGUGUGUCUAUAUGCCUACACCUACAUAAACAUUGAGGAUGUUUGAAGAUUCCCAGUAACAUGUAAUUCUGUGUUCAAACAUGAUGUACUUUAAAUGAGAAUCUGGGAUAUCAUUAUUCUGUCAUUUAUUUUUUGAGAUAGUGGUUUAUAUGUCAAUUCUAUUUUGGUAUUUUGUCAUCCAGCUAAUAUCAGUGUAUGUUUGUGUGUUAAACAUGAUGUAUGGAAAUCCUAUACACAGUGUAUUUGUGUGUGUGUGUUCUACAUACACUCUAUGUGCCUCACAGGAAGAUAUGUAAACCAUGUAUAUUGUAUGUAAGAUAUGAACUGUGUAUGUAUGAUAUCUACAAUGUAUGUAUAAUAUAUACUGUAGGUAUAGUAUGUACAAUAUUUACACUGUCUAUGAUAUGUAUGUUUGUCUUUGAUGAGGUGAGAGUUGUAAACCCUGAUGUUUGUCUACAACUAAGCGAGAGUUGUAUACCCUUAUAUUUAUCUUUAACCAGGUUAGAGUUAUAGAUACUUAUACUUGUUUAUAACCAGGUUAGAGUUGGAGACCCAAAUGUUUGUCUUUAAAGAGGUGAGAGUUACAUUACGUGGUGAGAGUUGUAGUCCCAUUAUGAGGUGAGAGUUGUAGCCCCAUUAUGAGGUGAGAGUUGUAGCCCCAUUACAGGGUGAGAGUUGCAGCCCCAUUACGAGGUGAGAGUUGUAGCCCCAUUACUAGGUGAGAGUUGUAGCCCCGUUAUGAGGUGAGAGUUGUAGCCCCAUUACAGGGUGGGAGUUGUAGCCCCAUUACGGGAUGAGAGUUGUAGCCCCAUUACAGGAUGAGAGUUGUAGCCCCAUUACAGCGUGAGAGUUGUAGCCCCAUUGUGAGGUGGGAGUUGUAGCCCCAUUAUGAGGUGAGAGUUGUAGCCCCAUUAUUAGGUGAGAGUUGCAGCCCCGUUACCGGGUGGGAGUUGUAACCCCAUUACGAGGUGAGAGUUGUAGCCCCAUUAUGAGGUGAGAGUUGUAGCACCAUUACGGGAUGAGAGUUGUAGCCCCAUUAUGACGUGAGAGUUAUAGCCCCAUUAUGAGGUGAGAGUUGUAGCCCCAUUACAGGGUGAGAGUUGUAACCACAUUACAGGGUGAGAGAGUUAUAGCCCCAUUAUGAGGUGAGAGUUGUAGCCCCAUUACGGGAUGAGAGUUGUAGCCCCAUUACAGCGUGAGAGUUGUAGCCCCAUUGUGAGUUGGGAGUUGUAGCCCCAUUAUGAGGUGAGAGUUGUAGCCCCAUUAGAGGGUGAGAGUUGUAACCCCAUUAUGAGGUGAGAGUUGUAGCCUCAUUAUGAGGUGAGAGUUGUAGCCCCAUUAUGAGGUGGAGUUGUAGCCCCAUUACGAGGUGAGAGUUGUAACCCCAUUACGAGGUGAGAGUUGCAGCCCCAUUACAGGGUGAGAGUUAUAGCCCCAUUAUGAGGUGAGAGUUGUAGCCCCAUUACAGGGUGAGAGUUGUAACCACAUUACAGGGUGAGAGAGUUAUAGCCCCAUUACGAGGUGAGAGUUGUAGCCCCAUUACGGGAUGAGAGUUGUAGCCCCAUUACAGGGUGAGAGUUGUAGCCCCAUUGUGAGGUGGGAGUUGUAGCCCCAUUAUGAGGUGAGAGUUGUAGCCCCAUUAUGAGGUGAGAGUUGUAGCCCCAUUACAGGGUGAGAGUUGUAGCCCCAUUAUAGAGUGAGAGUUGUAGCCCCAUUACGAGGUGAGAGUUGUAACCCCAUUACGAGGUGAGAGUUAUAGCCCCAUUACGAGGUGAGAGUUGUAGCCCCAUUACGAGGUGAGAGUUGUAGCCCCAUUAUGGAGUGAGAGUUGUAGCCCCAUUAUGGAGUGAGAGUUGUAGCCCUGUUAUGAGGUGAGAGUUGUAGCCCUGUUAUGAGGUGGGAUGUUGGUCUAUAAUGAUUUAAGGGUUUAUGAUUAUUCUUUUGUCAGGUCUGACUUGACAUGCAGCCAUUCUGGUAUUAAUAUUUUCUGCUGGUAUGUAUAAUAUGGUGUAUGCUGGGCAUCGACUGGGUAUUUCUGCUGAUUUUUCUACAUUACUGAUAAAUGUGUACAGGUAACGAGCUGUCAUGUUAUUUAUAUGUAAAUAAAGGAUAAACCUUAUUCCAUCAGAUAUUUAUAGUUAUGAAGAUGUUUAACUGAUGUGUAAUUGGCUCUUUUAAGAAUGAUUGUGCAUUAUGGGAGACGUGUGUACCUUAUUGACCAGAAAAGUCCUGCUCACCUGACAGAACUAACAGGUCCUGAUAUUGCUAUCUACAUAAGUAACACCUUUGUUGUUUCUGACAUAUGACUGCUGCCAUGAUCUGGUCAACGUUUCUAUAAAGAGACUGAAAUAAUUAUGUUUUUGAAUCCCAGUAAACCUGUCAAGACCAACACAGAGAGUUAAACAAGAUUAGACAGUUUAGUCUUCAGACAGAGGAGGACACUGGUCAAGUUUGGUGUCAGUUAGGUGUUUCUGUGUAGGUUUAGGACAGAGGAGACAGACUGUUGUUAUAGGAGGACACUAGUGAAGUUUGGUAUCAGUUACGUGUUUCUGUGUAGGUUUAGGACAGAGGAGACAGGCUGUUGUUACAGGAGGACACUAGUGAAGUUUGGUGUCAGUUUAGUGUUUCUGUGUAGGUUUAGGACAGAGGAGACAGGCUGUUGUUAUAGGAGGACACUAGUGAAGUUUGGUGUCAGUCAAGUGUUUCUGUGUAGGUUUAGGACAGAGGAGACAGACGGUUGUUACUGGAGGACACUGGUGAAGUUUGGUGUCAGUUACGUGUUUCUGUGUAGGUUUAGGACAAAGGAGACAGACAGUUGUUACAGGAGGACACUAGUGAAGUUUGGUGUCAGUUUAGUGUUUCUGUGUAGGUUUAGGACAGAGGAGACAGGCUGUUGUUACAGGAGGACACUGGUGAAGUUUGGUGUCAGUUAAGUGUUUCUGUGUAGGUUUAGGACAGAGGAGACAGACGGUUGUUACUGGAGGACACUGGUGAAGUUUGGUGUCAGUUAAGUGUUUCUGUGUAGGUUUAGGACAGAGGAGACAGACUGUUGUUGCAGGAGGACACUGGUGAAGUUUGGUGUCAAUUAAGUGUUUCUGUUUGUUGUUUUGGUGAGAUAAAAAUUUUCUAUAAAGACAUGUGAAGGAGAAAUGUUUUUUUUUGUGACAUAAAGAUAAAGAUUUACUGGGAGUAAUAAA